AUGAGGGAAUAUAAAGUCGCAUGGAUCAAAACAUGGUAUGAUGAGAAAGCAAAUGGGAAGAGAACAAGGGCUCCAACAGACAAAAUAAAAGAAAUUAAGGAACAUGAUGAAGAGUUUAUCCCAAAUAAGAAGAAAAUCACUGAGGAUACAAGAGAGAAGAAACAGGAGCUAAGUCCCAAGGGAAAAGAAAAUACCAAGUCACAAAACUCCUCCCUUGAGAAAACACUCUACUACCAACAUCCUUUCAUUGGUAGUGAAAAACCAAGGGAGAAUGACCAGGAUAUUUCACCCCCUGGAAUAUCUGAAGGGGUUAUACCCUUAAGUGGUGUGGAGAAAAUGAAAAAAAAAGUGAACCAAGAACUGAACAAUGCCAUCACAGAGCAAGUCUCAUUGCAGGACAAAAAUUUAAAAAGGAACAGAGGAAAGAAAAAUAUGAGAAUGCUAAGGAGAGCUCAGUGCACGAUACAAGAUAAGCUAAUAAUGGACAGGAGACAUUAUUCGUGUGUUUUGUGUCGAGGAAGACCACCUCCACAAGAACGUCGUCCAGUACAGUCGGGAUAUAUAAACAUUCUGUCAAAAAAAUUUGCAGUUGGUGCAACAGAAUCAGACGUACUGUGCAACAAGUGCCGUCAUAAAUGCCGAAACAUUUCUCGAAAAAGGGAGGUUUGUACAAUUCCUGUACGUGAUAAGGAUGAGGCUAAUGAUCCAUCUUUUACAUCUCCCAAACGCACUAAAUUGACAGAAAUAUCAAGUCCGCCAUCUGUUGCAUUACCUUUCUCAUCUUCAACAAAAAGUCAUGGAUAUUGUUUUGUGUGCAAAAAGCCAGGACCUAAACUUAUUUCGCUUUCAAAUCAAGCUCGCCUGCAUGUACUUAUCAUAGGAGAAAUCAUAAUUCCGUCAGGAGCAAGGUGUUGUACAGGUCACUUAAUAAAUGGAAACCUUUCGGAGAAAGCUAUAGAAAAUAUUAAAACCAGUGAGGGUGUAAUGUUGAAUAGAACCGCAGUAUAUAACAUCAUUCAAGACUUACGGGAAAUAGCUUUUCGCAAUUCCAGGCUCGAUUUUGAUGAUGAGGGCAACAUGGAUGAUGACGACUACAAGAUUCUAACUGGACUUACUCGUCGUGAAUUCGAAGAUGUUGUGUCAACGGUGACCAGUAUCAACUCAACAAAAAUAAGACGAGCUAUUAAAUCAGGAAGAAAAGCACUGAUGACAGAUUUUGUACCACAAAAUCGGGGUUUUCAGCACAUCACGCGGGAGGCAGUGAUUGAGAACCACACCCGCCAACUUGCUAGAGAUCUUUUCACGAACAGUGCUACGGCAGAUCCGGCAAUAUUAGUUCUAGAUGGAACUUACGUGUAUAUCCAGAAAAGUUCUAACUUCGCCUUUGCCAGAAGAUCUUACAGCAUGCGCAAACAUAGGCCCCUCGUUAAACCCAUGAUGGUUGUAACUACUACGGGUUACAUAAUUUCCGUUCUUGGACCCUAUCUAGCGGAUUCAAAAAAUAACGAUGCUAGCAUUCUAAAACACAUGAUUCUACACAACACUGAAGAAAUGAAAUCCUGGUUAAAAGAAGAUGACGUGUUUGUUGUGGAUAGGGGAUUCAGGGACACUGGAGAUGUGUUGGAAGAUCUUGGUAUCCAAAUGGAAAUGCCGUCAUUCAUACAGAGGGGAGAUAAACAACUGAGAACCCAUAAUUCAAAUAUUUCUAGAGUGGUUACAAAGGUAAGAUGGGUUGUGGAAGCUGCUAAUGCUCGACUGAAACAAUGGAAAUACCUGGAGAAGACCCUACCUAACACCCAGAUACCAUUCAUCGGGGAUUAUAUCAGAAUUGUAUCAGCCAUUUGUAAUAGGUAUCGGCCACCACUGUGCACUACCACAUCCGAUGAUCAGUCAAUUGCUGCAAAAAUGCUUCAUCUCUCCCGAAAAGAAAAUGCACUACAGAAACGUGUGGAGGAAGAGGGUUUGGACAAGAGGCCAGUUCGUUGGGUAAAGGUUGACGCCGAACAGUGUGCGCCAGAUUUCCCAAAAUAUGACGAAAAUGGUAUAAGAGAGCUAACUUUGGGGGUAUACCAACUUCGUAUGGCUCGAUCAUAUACACACGAACACACGGACAUCGAAGGUAAAUACGAGAUUUUAGUAAGCGAUGAUAUACAGGGAAUACUAUCCGCUAAAAUCCAGAGUAGACAUAUAUCGGCUAGAAAUUAUCAGUGCUGGAUAAGUUAUAAUGAUGGUGUGAUUGAUGGUUGGUUUUGUAAGUGUAAGGCGGGGAGCAGAGUAGUCGGAAUGUGUGGCCACAUCACCAGUGUCGUGUGGUUUCUUGCGCACGCGAGACAUGAAGUCGAUUCUGUGAAAGGUGUCAGGAAUUGGAGCACCUCUGUUAAUGAUGCAUCAGAUCUACCCGAAAUUAUCGAUGAAUCAGACAGUGAUGAGGACAGUGAUGUUGAAGAGUGA
This is a messenger RNA of Saccostrea echinata, 2451 nucleotides long. RefSeq lists its product as uncharacterized. The record is from RefSeq and is a predicted model, not a curated record. Bases 1 to 2451 code for a protein of 816 amino acids. The transcript is spliced from 7 exons. NCBI's taxonomy places the organism in Eukaryota, Metazoa, Mollusca, Bivalvia, Ostreida, Ostreidae.